ACUAGUGGUAAACACACGUGCACAUCAUGAAAAACACAAAAAAGUACAAUAAUGCUCCCAACAAGGGUAAAUUCAAGCCCGGAUCCAAGAAAAGAGAAAAUAAAUGCAUCGUCAUGUUUGACGACAAAGACAGACAGGACUAUCUCACUGGUUUCCAUAAGCGAAAAGUGGAAAGAAGGAAAGCAGCAGUGGCAGAAAUUCGAAAGAAAAUCAAGGAAGAGCAGAUCAGAGUCAGAGAAGAGAGGCAUAAGGAGUACCUUAAGAUGCUGAAGGAGAGGACAGACGCUCUCGACGAGGUUGAGGAUGAAGAUGAUCUGGAAGAUGUGAUAACCGCUACACAAGAGUCCGUACAAUAUGAUCACAAAAAUCACACAGUCACCGUGACGACCAUUAGUGAUCUUGACCUCACAGGGGCUCACAUACUCAAACCGGCAUCAGAUCAGGUCAACGGGGAGAGCAAAGAUGAGGAAAAUAAGGAAGGAGAAGAGGAGAAGUUGGAAAAAACAAGUGCAAUGCCAAGAAAAGCCGGGAAUCCAAUCAUGAACAAAAAGAUCCGCUCCCUGAAUGCGUCGCUCAGCUCUUACACCACCCAGCGGAAGAGGAAAGGGAAGCAGGAAGGCCGUAAAGGACGGGGCCGUCAGACAGACAGGGGAUCUGGUGUCACAGAGGGUAAAAAGAGAGCGGGGAAGACCAGCAAGAAGCAGAGGCGCCGACAGACCGGGAAGAAGGUGCAUCAUAAGGAGUGAACAACCAUGUGUAAAAAAUAUAAUGUAGGGUUCUGUGAACACGGACGGACAAACGGGACUUUGGAGUAUUUCUGCUCCUGUGUUUGAGCAGGAUGUGUGUAUGCUGAAAAGUUUGUUGAAUGAACACCAGCUGAUGUGGAUGCUCCAUGUUGGACUGUCUAUCACGACAUAUAACUCAAGAUUUCCACAGUUCCUGCCUCUUGAAAUCCUGUGCUAAUAUGUGUACAUUUUUCAAAACAACACUGUUUUUGUAGCUUUAUUUCUUAUACAUUAAC
This is a messenger RNA of Scomber scombrus (Atlantic mackerel), 1021 nucleotides long. RefSeq names its product nucleolar protein 12 (gene nol12). The record is from RefSeq and is a predicted model, not a curated record. NCBI's taxonomy places the organism in Eukaryota, Metazoa, Chordata, Actinopteri, Scombriformes, Scombridae. Bases 27 to 746 code for a protein of 239 amino acids. Gene Ontology annotation, molecular function: RNA binding. The transcript has 6 exons. Gene Ontology annotation, cellular component: nucleolus.